AUGGCAAUUGUCAAUAGAUAUGGAUUCUUCAAAGCUCUUAGCUUUGGCGUUGCUUUCCUCUCAGUUACUUUCAUUGUUUGGGGAACUGUCUCUCUUGGAUUAUGGUACGGUGGUUACAACGUUGUUGAUGGCCUUACAACACUCGGAGAUUAUUUCAAAGUUUGUGGUUUGAUGAUCAUGACAGUGAUGAGUCUUAUUCAGACCUUUGCUAUCUUUCCAGAAUUUACCAAAUCAAUUUUGAGUGAAGCCGUCUUGUUGAAGGUGAUUAAGAGAAAGCCAGAAAUUCCAUUCAAGGGAGGAAAGUCAAUUGAGAAUUUGAAAGGAAACAUUUCGUUUAGAAAUGUGGAUUUCAUAUACCCAGCAAGACCAAAUACUACAGUUCUCAAGGACUUUUCUCUUGAUAUCAAGCAAGGUCAAUCCGUUGCAUUGGUUGGUCCAUCAGGAUCUGGUAAAUCAACCAUUGUUGGGCUCGUUGAAAAGUUCUAUAAUCCAAAUGCUGGUCAGAUUCUCAUUGAUGGAGUUGACAUUUUGGAAAUUGAUCCAAUGUUCAUCCACCACAAAAUUGGUAUUGUCACUCAAGAACCUGUCUUGUUUGCUGCUUCUAUUAAGGAAAAUAUUGCCUAUGCUGUUGGUUUGGAGAACGUUACACAUGAACAAAUUGUCAAUGCUGCAAAACUUGCCAACUGUCACAAUUUCAUCAUGGAUCUUCCAGAUGAAUAUGAUACUCUAUUGGGAGAGAAGGGUGUCUCCAUGUCAGGAGGUCAGAAACAGAGAAUUGCCAUUGCUAGAGCCUUAAUUCAAAAUCCAAUUGUCUUACUUUUAGAUGAAGCCACUUCAGCACUUGACACAGAAUCUGAGGCACUCGUUCAGGAAGCAUUGGAUAAUUUAAUGAAGGGAAGAACUACUAUUUGCAUUGCUCACAGAUUGUCAACUAUCAAGAAUUCAGAUGUGAUUUGUGUUCUUGUGAAGGGUAAAUUAGUAGAAAAGGGUAAACAUGAUGACUUACUUGAAAUAGAGAAUGGUGUUUACAGAAAGUUGGCUGAGAAGCAAAUGGCUUUCAAACCUAAACGAGAAGAUGCAGAGGAAACUCUUGAUAUUAUGGAAGAGAAUGAUGAAAUUGAUUUGUAA
Messenger RNA from Naegleria gruberi, 1128 nucleotides. RefSeq lists its product as uncharacterized. The transcript has a single exon. Bases 1 to 1128 code for a protein of 375 amino acids. NCBI's taxonomy places the organism in Eukaryota, Heterolobosea, Eutetramitea, Acrasida, Naegleriidae. Gene Ontology annotation, biological process: transmembrane transport. Gene Ontology annotation, cellular component: membrane. The record is from RefSeq and is a predicted model, not a curated record. Gene Ontology annotation, molecular function: ATP binding; ATP hydrolysis activity; ABC-type transporter activity.